GUGUAACAGAGCUGAACUACUGCUGUUCAGACUGCAGAAAUGGCCAGCAAAACUUCAAUGCCAUCUGCCUGCCCAGCACCUGAAGAGAUACCUUCUGGACUAGAUGUUUUUAGAACCAUACCAUACGCUUUGAUUCUGCCAGAGCUGAUCUUUGGCUGCUGGGUUUGGAUCCUAGUAGCAGCUACCAAUGUGCAUUUCCAAUUGCUGCAGGGAUGGGUUAUGUAUGUGUCUGUCAGUUCAUUUGUCAUUUCUCUGCUGCUCCUAAUGGCCUACCUGUUUGGCUUCCACAGAAAUAUUCAAUCCUGGAGAAUCCUGGAUAGCCUUUACCAUGGAGCCACUGGGAUUUUUUAUAUGAGUGCGGCAGUCUUACAGGCUAAUGCCACAAUCCGUUCUGAGACAGAAGUGGAACCUGGAUAUACACCUCUCUACUAUCAGCUGAAUGCUGCUGCCACAUUCUUUGCAUUCAUCACCACACUGCUGUAUAUUUUACACGCUUUCAGCAACUACUACCACUAAACAUCUCUGAGAAGAAAAGGACACAGCGGCAAGGACAGUGCCAAAACGCUACAAUUUGUGUUCCAAAAUAAACUGUCUAAAAUUGAUUUAAGGACUGAGUUCUGUUAAAACUGAGAUCCCUCAGAAUCUAGCCACUUCUCAUUUUAAGUGAAAAAGAUACUGGGUUUUGUAAAAAAUUGUACAUCAUUUUAUAUUGAAACACUCUGAAUGCCAAUACAAUAGAAUGAGUAAUCUGAUCCUUGAUUAUCUGGUUCUUCCUGUUACAUCAAAUCAUGGUGUUUCCUUCUGUUUCCCCAUGUAAAAUGCUCCCAUUUACCUAAAACAGUCAUUUUUUUUAACAUGCUAUGUUCAGGGAAUACUUUCCACAUUGCUCAUUGGCUGAGGAACUGCUGAAUGCUGCAGAGGAUUCUGGGAUAUGUGCAGUGUCAGUUCAUGUGGGGCACUGACUGUUUUCCAGCUGACUAUUAGGACCAGCUUUGCAGUUUUGGUGACAACAGCACAGUCCUCCUGAUAGGAUUUUACUGCAUUGGAUUUAUGUUGGAAUUAUUUCUUGUGAUUGUAUCUACAAGUAAAUACAUGCUGUUGCAAGACCAGAAUAGGACAAAUAAACUCCCUGAUGUGGUAAAAGCCAACUGCCUCCGCAUGAGGAGGGCAGAAGAAUGAUCCUUCUUAUGAUGCUGUUUCCAGGUCAAAAAGUAAUGUAUGAAUUGGCCUUAAAUUACCUUUCAACAAUUAUGAUGUACAUAAAGAUUUUCUGUCUUUUGUUAUUACAUAGCAUAUUUGUGUCAGUAGGAGUAACUUAUUGGUAAACCUAUAUGUAUUUUCAAAUUUCUUUCAUUUUGUAUUGCUAUUUUAGUUAACUAUCUUUUGCCAGGACAACAUGGCUAACUUUUAUUCCUUUUACUGGCUUGUGUGUCUUUUCAGUUUCUGUUGUAAAAGAAGUCUCAAUGAUACAUCACAGAAGACAUGUGGGAUUUUAUAUGCACUAUAACCUUAAACCUGUUUUAACAGUUAUGUAGGCUUGCCAAGUCCCACCGGGGGGUGGGGAAACCCCCGCCCGAGAGGCCCGUUA
Molecule: messenger RNA, 1588 nt
Organism: Gekko japonicus
Lineage: Eukaryota; Metazoa; Chordata; Lepidosauria; Squamata; Gekkonidae
Gene: MALL
Product: mal, T-cell differentiation protein-like
Exons: 4
Coding region: 40-516 (158 amino acids)
Biological process (GO): myelination
Cellular component (GO): membrane
Molecular function (GO): structural constituent of myelin sheath
Source: RefSeq, a predicted model, not a curated record